This is a messenger RNA of Vollenhovia emeryi, 6512 nucleotides long. RefSeq lists its product as uncharacterized. The record is from RefSeq and is a predicted model, not a curated record. Gene Ontology annotation, molecular function: protein binding; serine-type endopeptidase activity. The coding region runs from base 647 to 5902 and encodes 1751 amino acids. Lineage: Eukaryota; Metazoa; Arthropoda; Insecta; Hymenoptera; Formicidae. The transcript has 14 exons. Gene Ontology annotation, biological process: proteolysis; acrosome reaction.
UUGCCGCGCUUCACCUCGCCGCGCUUCACCUCUUCUCGCUUCGGAUCGUCUCGUCUCGGUCUCGGAGGAAGCAUCGCCUGCAUGGACGCUUCGUACUUGUGCUCCCCUCAAGAAGUCAAUAGACACGAUAUGACUUACACCAGGCUGGCUACCGGUGGUGCGGGUCAAUAACUUGGCCAUCUGAGUGGAGUAAAAUAUUUUUUCAGUAGCUAAACAUUAUGAGCUACCUUGGUCUAAUGAUGCCGAACAGCAGCAGCUAGUAGAUGAAGACAAUCGAUCGAGUGGCCCAAGUAUUUUCCAACGUAGAGAGGAAACAUUCCAAGUUACUCCGUAUUCGCUUAACGGUAUUUUCGCGGACAUCGAAAAUCGCAUUCCUUUGUAGUCUUGGGGAACACCGUGCACGCGAUUUACUUCGGACCGCCACUUGACCCAUGUGCCCAAAAACGUCGAUUAUUGUAUAAUCGAAGCUGCAGAGGAGUAGUGAGAAUGCGAAGAAUGCUUUGACACGAUCAGCCUCCACAGCAAUUAUCAUCAUGGUGCACCGUCGUCGAGGAAUGUCAUAAAAGCUGAACUCCGAAUCUCGUGGGAAACAACGACAUUACGAAUAUAAUUCGAUCGAGAAUAAAAAGAUUCAAGAAUCCGGACGAUGACUUCCAUGUGUGGCAGCGGAAAGAAUCAUGCCGUGAUGAGUGCCGGCGGUUAUUACAGACCUUACACUUAUCAGAGUGACUAUUAUCUACCAAGAUCCACUUGGUCCAGAGUAUCGGUAGCACAAAAAAAUACUACAUGGAGGUUUGGCAGUGCCAUGUUAAUUAUAUCCGCUAUGUUAGUGUUAAUCGCAGUUCUAGCGAUUGCUGGAUUAGCUCUAUGGAUGGGUGCUUUCCGAACAGAUUCUAAAAAUGCUAUCGUCGGAUUUUCAUGUAGCUUCAGAAUAGUGAGAGGCGAAAGGUAUAAUCCCAUGUUAAAAUUGAACACGAGCAUGGUCUUCCGGGAGAAGGAACGCAAAUUCAAAAAUAUUUUCGAGCUAUUAUUUAGGAGAAGCGUGCUCGGUUUAUCCUACAAACAAACCAUAAUAGAUAAGUUUGAGAAUGGAACUUUGAAAGUUUUCUUCAGGUUGUACCUCGACCGAAGGAAGAUACCACGCUCGAUCGUAAAUGUCGAGGACGCCAUCCAAGAUAUUAUUGUCAAAGAAACAUACUCAAUAUCAUCCUUGUUCAAAGAUAUGGAAUUAGACCUCCCAACCAUAUUAGUGAAAAGAAUAAAUCAAGAAGGCAUCGUAAAUCAGAAACAAGGGCAGCAGAAACAUACUAUGAUCACUAAAAAUGGCUUAUUACGACCAAAUAGAAACAGCAGCUUGAUUAUGAGUUCAAAGCCAAAAACGAAACCAAGCAGAGUCGAUUCCAACGAGCCCAACAUAGACUUCAACAACAUCCCAACCAUCCAGGGUACCUAUAGAGCAACGAAAGUUAAUAUCACCGCAGAAAAUUCUACUAAAGGGACAUCUGAGUCGAUAAAAGAUAACAAGGGAUUAGCAACUACUACUAGGAGAGCGCCAUCGCACACCACGACGUUACAAAAGAUAUCGAGUCACGGAGACUCUUCGCCAACGGAGGAGCCUUCGACGUUUUUCAUGAGAUCCACGACAGCUACGUUCAACAGAAAUAAAUCGGACGAAAAACAGGAGAGCGAAAUGAAAACUACGUCUUCAGGGACUACAACGGUUCGAAGCGAUUUGGACAUUUUUAAAGAUUUUCGUAAUCCAGAUUUCGAGAAUAACUCACCGUGGAAACCGAUCGUGCCGGGAUAUGUAAAUACGGAAUUCAAGCUGUUACCUAAUGACGAUGUCAAAGAAACCAGUUAUACGGAAUCGACCACGCGAAGAGUCGUUUCAACGACGAACGAUUCCCGCGAUAACGUAAGAACGCCCAACGCCGGAACCAGCACGAUAUCAUCAACGGUGCCAGGGUUACCAUUAGGCUCAGUCAAUUUUCGCGACGUGUCUGCGAUAAAUGCCUUCGAUACGGACAAUACCGACUUUCCACGAGAUAGAAUCGUUCCAGGUUUGACAGCUAGGCCGAGCGACAACGGGAAACUGGACAUUGAAGUAGCCGGACAGCUGCCUUCGGAAAUGUACAGUGUCAAGCUAAAAGCCUCAUCACGUAACGACGACGAUAGAGUAACUUCCAGCUCUGAGAUGACUCAAGUUGUUUCUGAAAAUAUCCCAGCCAAAGGCAAUGCCUUUCAAGAGAAGCGUGGAGACUCAAACGCUACUCGAAAUCCGGAAAUAAAGUUUGACAAUUCGGCAUCGACAGUGGAGCCUGAUGAUAUAUUCGGAUUACGCAGCGACGAGAGAAUUGUGAACGAUUCGCUCACGCACACGAGCGGUAUUGGCGUGGCAGAACCUGUGUCAGACACGGAAGUCGAACUGGAAGCGAAGAAUCGAUACGGGGAAAGCGGUAUCCCGGCGUUGACCGCAGACGAAAAUAUGUUGCGGAAUAGGAAGAUUAACGUUAAUCCGCUGCAACCGAUUUACACCAGUUACAAUACGCCCGAUUUGAACGGCGGUAGCCUCGGGUCCAGUCUGAUCGAGAACAUGGCAACUACGAAGCCUUUCAGACACACGAUACCCGUCGACAAAAUCACGUCCGUCGUAAAUUAUAGUAUCAACGUUCCUCUUCAUAACUUGAACACUCUGUCUCUUUCGGAUAACGCGACCACCAAUGCGAAAUUGUUCCAGGAUAAAGCUCUGACGCCGAUACCAUCAAAGACAGUCGAAGUGGAAACUUCUGUUAUGGGACACGAUGAUGCGAUGGCCCAGCUGGCAAGUUACGAGCGAGUUACGUCGCCAGACCCGAAUGUCGUGCGAAUCAUAAAAAAUGACGAUAGAUUGUCGCACUUUAACGUUACAGAGAGUUACUCAGAGCCAAAGCUGAUCGCCAAAGAUUCGGGCGGCAAGAGAGGCGUAUCGAGAAAUUCAACGUUCGUCGAGAUCGAUAUUGUGAAGCACACGCCCGGCGAGUCGGAGGAAAACUCGGAGGCAUACGCGGACCAGGUGAUAUCUGGCGACAGCGCACUGCAAAAGAAGAAAGUUUAUAACGAGACUUUAAAGGCCUACGUAGUGGAGAAUCUCGUGACGUUGGCACCUGUCAAGAGCAACACGGGGAUCGGUAGGCCAGUACGACCGAGACCGAAGAUCGACUCCCCCGACACGUCUCUUCUGGAGCAACUAUUUGGAGUGCGCGAUUACACGCACGACAGAGAUACGGGUACCGAACCAGCUGUCUCUGAAUCGUCUUCCUCCUCGCAUGAGGACGAGAACUCUACGAAAUCCGACGAAAAAGAAUCUUUGAAUCGUAAGAGCACUAUAGUGGAACAGAUAGUCGAAGUCGUGACCUCCAUCAGCACCAGAGUAUCGUCCAGCAUGAAGACCGAUCCGGUCAUCCUGAAGUUCAUCGUCACCAACUCUACCACUGAUCCGGUUACUCAUUCAGGGAACACUUCGACGUCCAGCGACGAGGCAACUAAAUCGUUUGACUCGGCAGUCGACACAACGGAGAGGAUACUCUCGUGGACCCAAAAACGGCCGAUUUUAUCAGCGGCGAAUUUAAGGACGAUGCAGACGUCGGACAGAAAAAUGUCGCUCGAGGAGAACAGAGUUCUACUGGAGAAGCUCAAACAACUCGCUCAGGUCAAAACGGAUGGCGAUCCCGUGCGGAUUAUUAAAAUCAACUCGAACUCGAGCGAAAUGUUGCGGCCUCAGGAUCUCGCGUCGCCGGUGAACAUCGACCAGCUGAAAAAAAUCGCCGACGUCGUGACCGGAAACGAGACCCUACAGAACGCAAGCUCGGGAUCCACGUUGAGUCGCGAUGGAGUGGAAAUAUUUACGAAAGUACUGACUAAGGAAAACCGAGCGAACGAGACACGUACAAUGUCGACGAUUCAAAAAGUCAGCAAGACUAUCAGCAAGACUAAUGAUAGCUGCGAUGGCUUCUUCUGCGGAGAUGGUAAAUGCUUGAACUCCAGCGCGAUUUGUAACAUGCUGGUAGAAUGUCCGAGCGCGGAGGACGAAGCUAAUUGCACGUGCGCUGACUUCCUCAAGACGAAAAUGUUGUAUCAAAAAAUCUGCGACGGUAUCGCCGAUUGUUGGGAUUAUUCAGACGAGAGCAAUUGCGAUUGGUGCGAGAAAGGGCAAUUCGUUUGCGGUAACAGCAAAUCUUGCAUUGAUGUGGAUAAGGUGUGCAACGGUUUUAGCGAUUGUCCCGGCGGCGAAGACGAGAAGAAGUGCACCGCUCUGAUAGACGACGAGCCAGAAGAAGACAUUGCUAAAUCGCGGAUUGAUCUCGCCUCGACGGAAAAUGUAUCGAAAAAUUAUUCCGAGAUAGAAUCUCAUCUCGAGGCAAUCGAAUCUUCUAUUAUAGACACGACUACUUUAUAUGUUCUCCCUGAUGAUCUCAAAUCCGAGAGAUUGAUAAACGACAAGAACAGCUUCUCUCCGAAAUUGAUUAAUCAAGAAUCGACUCGGAAUAGAGAUGCGGAGGAGAGAAAAGUGGGCGUCGCUGUUUCCAGUAAAGAGACACCGUCAAACAUUUUAAGUAACGGUUUAAUUCCGGGAAAUAAUUUGCGUGUUAAAAGUAACGGAACUUUUCCAGUGGCAAACGUUUAUAGCAAGGAGAUCGACAAUUAUAACAGCAGAGGAUAUCUCAGCGUUCGUAAAAAUGGUAUAUGGGGAAAACUUUGUUUAGAUGAUAAUCUUAGCGAAGAGCGGCACGCGCGCCGAAUUACGUGGUCCCUCGAAGACCUCGCUAAAGCUGCGUGCAAAGCCAUUACGUAUCAAGAUUACGAGACGGUGGAAAGAGUGCUGGAUCAAAACCCGAUGCCGAAACAGUUUUACUACACUUUGUCGUACAACGACAAAUCAGAUCUUUCGGAUAGAACAGCCUUGUCUUUCAAAUCGUCCGAAUGCCCAAGCGGCAAGGUCCUAAAAGUAAAAUGCAAAAAUUUCGAAUGCGGGAUAAGAACUCAGGUGGCAUCGACCGCGAGGAUUGUUGGUGGUGCAAGUAGCUCCAUGGGCAACUGGCCAUGGCAAAUUGCCUUGUACAAAGAUGGUAAUUAUCAAUGUGGUGGUGCUUUAAUUAACGAUAGAUGGGUUAUUUCUGCAGCGCAUUGCUUUUAUCGCGCGCAGGAUAGCUACUGGGUCGCAAGAAUCGGUGCGACUCGUAGAGGAAGUUUCCGCAGCCCGCACGAACAACUCUUACGAGUAGAUUACAUAUCGCUACACCCGGAUUACAUCGAUAACGGAUUUGUCAAUGACAUAGCUGUAAUAAGACUCGAACGAGCGGUUAGCUUCAGCGAUUACAUUCGACCUGUGUGCCUCCCGAAAUCACCGGUCUCCAGCGAGACUAUUUGCGUGGUCACUGGCUGGGGUCAAUUGAACGAGAUCGGCAGAGUGUUCCCUGACACUCUGCAAGAAAUUCAAAUCCCGGUCAUAUCAACGGAGGAUUGUCGACGAAAGACUCUAUUCUUGCCGCUCUAUAGGAUUACAUCCGGUAUGCUCUGUGCAGGACUAGAAAACGGCGGUAAAGAUGCUUGUUUAGGAGAUAGCGGAGGUCCUUUGGUAUGCUUGUCUCCGGUGGAAAAUCGUUAUGUGCUACAAGGUAUAACUUCAAACGGAUACGGAUGCGGAAGACGAGAACGACCGGGCGUUUAUACGAAAAUUUAUUCCUACUUGACUUACAUUGAUUAUAUCACCACGCAGAAAGAUAUCCAACCUUCCGUAGUGGAAUUCUGCAAAGGUCAUAGAUGCCCUCUCGGAGAGUGUUUACCCAAAUCACGUGUCUGCAAUGGAUUUCUGGAGUGCUCCGAUGGCAGCGACGAACGAGAUUGCUCCGCAAUCUCGCGAUAAUACAAGACUGAUAUGUCGAUAUGAUAAUGUAAACGCGAUUUAUACAAGCAACGCUAGCGCGGUCCAAUAAAUAGGUACAUAGUCUCAUUGAGGAAAAACUCACACGCCCGAUUGUAUAUACGGAAAGUAUAUAAUGUAUCUAUACAAAUAGAAUUAAAAUACAGUAAUAAUAAGCAGCAAAAUUCGAUAGAGACCGUUGCAAAACUUUCCUUCAGAUUGUUCUGCAAAUAUAUCUUCAAGAAGAGCAUUUUUUAGUUUUAAACUAAUUGUACAUACAUCGAGAAAAAAUAGAAAAAAGUUCUACGAUUAUUUAUUUAGAAUUUAGAACAUUGUCUCUCAAUGUCGCGUUAUUAAUUAUCAUUACUUUAGUCUCUAUAGAUCAUGUCCGUGCAGAUUGGGACAAACUUGACUCGAAGCUUAUGUUAACUCUGCUUUUAGAUGGAUACUUUAAGUUACGCUAUUGGCAAGAUUUGAUCGAAUAAAAGGAGUCUAGUCUAUGAUGUAAAAAGACACGACUUAUCCUCUCUCACAGUAAUGUACAUAUUUAAAUUACUAUGAAAUUACAUUUAAUGUAAAACUAACAUAAGAAAAGAUGACAGUCAAUAUAUAU